Molecule: messenger RNA, 3784 nt
Organism: Rhopilema esculentum
Lineage: Eukaryota; Metazoa; Cnidaria; Scyphozoa; Rhizostomeae; Rhizostomatidae
Product: membrane-associated tyrosine- and threonine-specific cdc2-inhibitory kinase
Biological process (GO): protein phosphorylation; meiotic cell cycle; negative regulation of G2/MI transition of meiotic cell cycle
Cellular component (GO): nucleus; cytoplasm
Molecular function (GO): ATP binding; protein kinase activity
Source: RefSeq, a predicted model, not a curated record
GUAAUAUUGCCAUACAAUAUUGUGAAUUUUUUUCCCUCAGACUUUAAGAGAACCGUUUUUAUUUUUUUUAUAAACUAACUGCGGUAUACUCAUUUUUUAGAAGAAACAAAGGUCGAUGUUGAGUACUCCAGUCUCUUAAUGUUCUGGAACUUUCAAUUCUCAUUGUUUCUUAAGAGUUUCUUCAUUAUGAUGUCAUGAAUGAUGUUAUAAAAUGUUCGUGACCUUUUUUAUCACGUCAAGAAUUUCGCUUCCGUUCUGAUGCUCUGUAUUUAUAUAUGGCAAGUAUAUUUAUAUCUUGUGUCUUAUCUUCUAGGCCAACAGGGCAAUCAUAAUCUUGGAUUUUACAAAAUUUUGUUGUUGUCAGUUUUUUUACGAUUUAAUAGUUUCUUAAUUUUUUUGCUUCGAGUACUGAAGUUUCUUAAUUUUCUCUGACUGUCCAAUAUUCGUUUCUUAUAGCCAGUUUCUUAUAAAAAAGAGUGUAGAUGAUGAACUUGAAAAUGAAAAAUGAGGGUGAGUUUUUUUAGUCUGGGCUGUGGACUUUGGGGCUAUUGAAAGGGGAACUGGGCUUGAAUGAUAACCUCGGCUUGAGAUGCAACGGAAACUCGUUUUCAAAUAUUAGGAAUUUGGCGCCAAGGAAAGGCAAGCAAGGGAAUGUCGGUUGGACAACUGUUUGUUGCGAAAUCCCAUGAAAUAUUGCGAAAUUAGUUGUCUGAUGUCAAGGAACUCUCAUGAUAACAGCUGGAUUCGUGUUUUAGUUUAUGUGAAUUCGUAUGCAACAAUUUUUGGUGAAAGAUGGAGUCGAAUCUUCCUAGGCCAACUUUCAAAACACCGCGUCCAAUUCCUGUAAUAGUUACGGACCAAGUGUUUUCACACAAGAAGAAAGGAAUUGCUCAUUAUUCGCCUCCAAAGCCACCUGCAAAAUCUGCACCACCAAUUAGCAGAGUUUUUAAGCAAACAAGGAAAACUUUGAGUCGUCCACAAGCAGUCAGUUUUCGGGAACGAAAUAGCAGUAUUGAGAGUCCACAUUACAAUGCAGAAUUACAUGUAUCAUAUUUUGAGCAGUGUUUUAAAGUCCUGAGUAAACUUGGUACUGGUUCCUUUGGAGAGGCCUUCAAGGUUCAAAGUAUAGAAGAUGAAAAGCUGUAUGCUGUGAAAAAGAGUAGGGUUAGAUUCAAAGGAGAUUUUGACAGGAAACAAAAACUGGAGGAAGUGCACAAACACGAACAAAUCCACGACUCCCGAAACUGUGUCAAAUUCUACAGAGCCUGGGAAGAGAGGCAAUUUCUAUUCAUUCAGACAGAAUUAUGUGAAAUGAGCUUGAAAGAUUAUGCAGAAAAGGUUGAAUCCAUCGAUGAGAAUGAAAUCUGGAAUAUUCUGGUUGAUUUAACUAUGGGUUUGAAACAUUUACACGAUCACAACUUUGUUCACAUGGACAUCAAACCAGCUAAUCUGUUUCUUGGUCGCGAUGGAUAUUACAAAAUUGGUGACUUUGGGUUAGCUCUAGAUGUUUCAAAACCAAAGGAUGUUCUAGAGGCCCAGGAAGGGGACCCAAAAUACAUGGCACCAGAGCUGAUGCAGGGAGCUUUCACAAAGGCAGCAGACAUAUUCAGCCUCGGUAUUACGAUGCUAGAGUUGGCCUGUGAUAUGGACUUACCGAAGGGAGGGGAGCUUUGGCAAGAUUUGAGAGAAGAAAGGUUGCCUUUCGAGUUUACUGGAGGUUUGUCAAGACCCCUCCUAAAUCUAAUCAAAAGAAUGAUGUCUAAAGACCCAAGGAAAAGGCCAACCGUAGAAGAUAUUCUGGCAGAUACUAAUGUAAAAAAGAUCAUCAAAAGGAGAGAUCGAUAUUGGAUCGUUUCGAAAAUGCAAAUGUUUGGUUCGCUGCUCCUGUCGUAUUUUCUUCAGUUUAUGCAUCUCCUUCUGAUGCUGAUCAUGCUGCCGAAAACUCUUUUUGUUGAAGCGCCUGGGACACCCCAAAGUCGUUUGCCACCUUCGGAUUUGGAUUCGACUUUCCCGCACAGCUCUGACUCCAGUUUAUCUUUUGAUGGCCAUGAAUCCAUCUUCAACAACAGUUCCGAUGACAACAUUCUGUCUAUUCCUUCUCCAAGGAGAAGAUUCUGCAGUGAUUGCACGGGAAUUAGAACCAACUUGCACGACAGCCUGAACACCCCAGAUCAAAAACUUGGUUUUAUCAUGGAAUCAAGCCCGGAUAUGGGAAGCUCCCCCCGGCUUGACACCAGUCUGACUAGCAGUCCACGGCUGAGCCCGCUGUUCGAUCCAAUGAGAAGCCUUCAGAUGGGGGGCACCCCAAUGUCGGAGAAACUGCCGAGAACGAGGCUGUUUUCUGAGGAUGAUAUUGGAGAAGACUUCGACCCAAAGAGUUUGAUUGCGAAAUUCAACGAUGCUGCAAGCGAUGCCCUAUGAAAUUCUACGCUGGGCCAUGUUGUUAUUAUAAUGAUCGAUGGCAACUCCAAUGAUUAGUGACGUCACGUACGGUCUGUUCAAGUCAGAUCUAGAAUUGGUGACCAAGCUUUGAGUUCUAUAGCAGAUGCAAUAGACUAUGCCCUCCGAAUUGGUUUGAUACACAAGGAACCUGGUGAAGACGAGAGAUAACCCCUUAAUGCCAGCCUUAUUAUUGCCCAUCUGGGAGUAGCUUGCGUGAAUAAACAACCAGAUCUUUUGAACAUAAAAAAGAAAGCUUUUCAUAAAGUUCUCUGACGUCAGUAAAUAAUUGCCUCUCCCGUCUACUUUUCUGGAAUUUUUAAGAACGCCGCUUUCUAUUUCACCCCCCUGCUUUCAGCGCCUCAGUUUAUAAAUCCCCCCGGUUUAUUAAAUUUCGGACUUGGCCAUGACCUCCCGUUUAUUUUGUAGAGUACCCCAGUUUUUUUCUGUCAUCAUCAUAGGAAAUUGUUCUUAUAGUUUUUUCCGUUGACAGGAUCCUAUUUUUUAUACACUCCUAAUUAGAAAAUAGUUCAAAAUGCUUACGGAAAUUUACACUAAUGACUGCCAAGAUUAAUUGGAACAUCCAGCAAUUUGUGUUUUUGUUUAUAUUUUUCAUUUUGUUUUCUAUUACUAUUUCCGCCACCUUCCCCCUAGUUUUUGUUGAUAGUCUAGACAAAUAUCGAACACUCACUGCCGGUGAACUCUCUGUCGAACGAUGAUUCUCAAGAAAAACUUGUAAUCUUCUACAUCAUUUUAUAAUAAACCAGCGUUGUUCCCAUGGCGAGGGGGUAGCAGAGUUUCCCUUGAAAACUUUGUGUUCCAAGAUUUUUGGCAGAGAUUGCAGUUUACACGAGAUUUUUCCAAAGCCAAGAAUAUUGGCGGAAAGCUAGACGACUGCCAGGAAGGUCAAUUCCACCCUGUUUUCAUUGUUUUUUUACAAAAUGCUUUUUAAAGCUCUUUGACCACAGGAUGAAUAAACUCUUUUUCUUCCAUCUGGAUUUUCCAUACACCCAUGCUCUCUGAAUUGCGUUUAGUUUUGUGUUCACAAGAACCUUUCCUUCAACGGUACAAAACGUUUGAGGUGCAUAUCUUUUAGCUGCGAUAAAUUAUUGUCAACGGAGACUAUAGGUAAUGUAGAAUCGGAGACAAUUGUAAAAUCCACAUUGUGGCUUUUUUGAAGUCACUCUGUCGCGUUUUUAUUCUAGUGGAAUAUUGUUGUUUCUAGCUAAAAUACGGCUGUUAAUCUGUAUGGUACUUUGAUUAAUGUUCAUAUUCAAUUUUUUUAUUUAUUUUACAUUGUAAAUAAUCAAAAAAAUAUCAUUUUGAUUCAAACGAACUCUUUUUC